GUCCGCCUUCCGCCACCGGAUUGGCUGCACCGGGUGCUGAGGCUCCACCCAUUUUCCCGGGUCCUUUGAUCACGCGCCUCCUGGCUCUUCCGGGGCCAGCGAGCCAACCGAGGGCGUUCCUGUCCGGGCUGCAGCGGCGGGAGGUGCUGGCAGCCCAGUGCCCCAGGAGGUCAAGGCAGGAGCUGGAACCAACAUCUAACCUUUCCCCAGAAGUUGAAAUCGGCAAAUGUUUGGCCAGCACCUGAGCUGGGCCCCACCCUGAUUUGGGGAUAGGAGCUGGGCAGAAUUCAGGCCCUCCUUCAGCGCCUCUCCUAGUACUCUGCACCAGGAUUUGCUGAGUCGUUGGAGGGUUACACCCAGCACAUUGACCUACCUGAAGCAUCCUUCAUCCCAGUGCCUGACCUAAGUUUUCACACACCAGCGCUUGGGGAGGGGUCCAGAGCCUGGAUGUCACCCUGGGUGAAAUUGAUAACCUCCGUUCCUCCUCCCCAGGGAGCCCAGUGGAGGCGCCCUCCCGAGGCACCACUGCCCAUGCUGAGUACCCAGCCCUCCGGCUGCCGAUGUCAUGAGUAACACCACAGUGCCCAAUGCCCCCCAGGCCAACAGCGACUCCAUGGUGGGCUAUGUAUUGGGGCCUUUCUUCCUCAUCACCCUGGUCGGGGUGGUGGUGGCUGUGGUAAUGUACAUCCAGAAGAAAAAGCGAGUGGACCGGCUUCGCCAUCACCUGCUCCCCAUGUACAGCUACGACCCCGCCGAGGAGUUGCACGAGGCUGAGCAGGAGCUCCUCUCCGACAUCGGAGACCCCAAGGUGGUACAUGGCUGGCAGAGUGGCUACCAGCACAAGCGGAUGCCCCUGCUGGAUGUCAAGACGUGACCUAACCCUCUGGCCCCGAGCUUCAGAGCCAUGGGGUCCUGGAGUGUCCAGGGCCCUGCUGCCUGCUGCUUUCCCCUCCCACUUGCAUCCCACUCCCAGCUCCCCUGGCUGGGCACUAGGUCUCCAUUCCUUCUCCCAGCCUUCCUGGCAGCACCCGGCCCAUCACCUCACUCCCCGGCACUGACAGAACUUCUUCCUUUUUAGGGUGGAAGGGGGGCUGGGAGCAGGGGCUGAGCUUUGCCCUUUCCUUGGGCCCCAUCUUUCUUUAGCCCUCCCUGAAUUGGCUUUAGAGUCGUUUCCAUGGUGACAGGGCCUGAUGUAUAGUAUUCAGUAUAUUUUGUAAAUAAAACGUUUUGUGUCUA
Messenger RNA from Rhinolophus ferrumequinum (greater horseshoe bat), 1236 nucleotides. It is a transcript of the gene SMIM29, whose product is annotated as small integral membrane protein 29. Bases 566 to 874 code for a protein of 102 amino acids. The transcript has 5 exons. The record is from RefSeq and is a predicted model, not a curated record. Lineage: Eukaryota; Metazoa; Chordata; Mammalia; Chiroptera; Rhinolophidae.